This is a messenger RNA of Entrophospora sp. SA101, 2001 nucleotides long. NCBI's taxonomy places the organism in Eukaryota, Fungi, Glomeromycota, Glomeromycetes, Entrophosporales, Entrophosporaceae. The record is from the annotation of a GenBank genome assembly.
AUGAUUCAAGCAUUAGGUGCAGAUUCAGAUGCAAAAGGUGUUCAUUAUGGUCAAAUGAAAGAAGUUACUGUGGAGGAAUAUAACUCUUGGAAUGCUGCUGACAAAAAAAUCUGGAAAUUAUUUUAUAACGAUGUACUCAAAUUUGAAAAAACAAAUGUGCCAAUUGAUCUUUGUCUAUUAGGCGAUAAAAAACAAUUUAAACGUCAAGAUAAUUUAUUGACUACAGAAAUCAAGAGAGUUGAGAGAAUGAGUUAUUUUACAGAAUAUUUUGGUUUCAAAGUUGAUGGAAACCAACGUUUCUUACGUGACGAUUUUCUAGUCCUACAUAAUUCUGGAUUUGAAGAAAGUAUGAAAUAUAAGAAAUUAACCAACGCUCAACGUUCGGGUCUUAACCAAAUUCCUAAUCGUAGAUUUACACUUUGGUGGUCACCAACCAUCAACCGUGCAAAUGUCUAUGUUGGUUUUCAAGUACAAUUGGAUCUUACAGGAAUUUUCAUGCACGGAAAGAUUCCAACAUUGAAAAUAUCUUUAAUUCAAAUCUUUAGGGCACAUCUUUGGCAAAAAAUUCAUGAAAGUGUCGUGUUUGAUUUGUGUUUCGCUGCGGGAACAAAGAUAAUGAUGGCCAAUGGUUCAUUUAAAAAGGUCGAAAAAAUUUGUGAAGGGGAUCAAUUACUUGGUGACGAUGAAAAGGCAAGAACUGUUACAAAUUUAAUUCACAACACCAAUGGAAAACUUUUCAAAACACUUUUCAAUUUAUUUGAUGAUUGGCUUAAAUCCAUUUCUUCAUAUACAGCAUUUUCACGUCUUAUUCUUAUUUUACGUGCAUUACAUGUAAACACCGACAAGACUAAAAUGAUUUUAAGACCAGAUAAAAAUACCAUAACUGAACCGCAUCAUAUUUGGCCAACAUUAACAGAUGAAGAAUGGAUAAAGGUUGAAGUCGCAUUGAAAGAUUUGAUACUGGCAGAUUAUGGUAAAAAGAACAAUGUGAAUGUUGCUUCGUUAACUCAAUCAGAAAUACGUGACAUUAUCCUUGGUAUGGAGAUAUCUGCACCAUCUCUUCAAAGACAGCAGAUCGCGGAAAUUGAAAAACAAACCAAAGAACAAUCACAGCUAACAGCUGUCACUACAAAAACUCAAAAUAUUCAUGGAGACGAAAUGAUUGUCACGACUACAAGUAAUUAUGAACAGCAAACAUUUUCAUCGAAAACUGAAUGGCGUGUAAGAGCAAUAUCGUCAACAAAUCUACAUUUACGUACAAAUCAUAUUUAUGUCAAUGCUGAAGAUAUAAGAGAUACUGGUUAUACUUAUGUAUUACCAAAGAAUGUUUUGAAGAGGUUUAUACAAAUAGCAGAUCUUCGUACACAAAUAGCAGCUUAUAUGUAUGGAAUAUCGCCUCGUGAUAAUGCACAAGUUAAAGAAAUUAGAGCUCUAGUCAUAGUACCACAAUAUGGUACACAUCAAACGGUCAAUUUGCCUAAUAUGGUGCCAGAUAAUGAGUAUCUAAAAGAUUAUGAACCAUUAGGUCUUAUUGUCACUCAACCAUUUGAAACUGCACAAUUAUCACCAACAAUACUCUCUUUACAUGCUAAGUUUGUGGCAGAAAAUAAAAAUUGGGAUGGUGAUAAAACAAUAACAAUGACAGUUAGUUUUACACCAGGAUCAUGUUCUUUGACUGCUUAUAAAUUAACACCAGCUGGGUUCGAAUGGGCACGUAAUAAUAAAGACACUUCACCUAAUCCACCAGGUUACUUGCCUACAUUUGCAGAAAAGGUUCAAAUGUUAUUAUCAGAUCGGUUCAUGGGAUUCUUCAUGGUCCCAGAGAAUGAUAUCUGGAAUUAUUCAUUUAUGGGUCCAUCACAUUCUCCUACUAUGAAAUAUUAUCUUAAACUAGAUAUACCAAAGGAAUUUUAUCAUGAAUUGCAUAGGCCACAACAUUUUAUUAAUUUUAGCUCUUUAGAAGAAGAUAUUGAUGCAGAUCGUGAUGAUGUUUUUGCAUAA